GAAACAAAGUUGGUCACAAAUCACAUUGGCUUUGCCCGAAGUUUUUUUUUUUUUUUUUUUUUUUUUUCCCUUGGCUCUUCUUUAGCAUGCUGCUAUGGAGAGAAAGUGACCACUCCUGUCAGACGCAGAAGUCGGAGAGGUUGGCUGGCAAGGGGGAGCCUGUGACUGCUACGUGACCAUGGUACCUGUUGAAAACAACGAGGGCCCCAGUCUGCUGAAACUGAAGGGCGGAGCGGCGGAGACGGACGCCAGCGCCCGGGCCCGCGGCCGCCGGCAUCCUCCUUGCACUGGAGGUUGCAGCCUGUUCACCUUCCUGUCCUCAGUCACCGCAGCUGUCAGUGGACUCCUGGUGGGUUAUGAACUUGGCCUCAUCUCUGGGGCCCUUCUCCAGAUCAAAACCUUACUGGCCCUGACCUGCCAUGAGCAGGAAAUGGUGGUGAGCUCCCUCCUCAUUGGGGCCUUCCUGGCCUCCCUCACUGGAGGCGUCCUGAUAGACAGAUAUGGAAGAAGGACUGCGAUCAUCUUGUCAUCCUGCCUACUUGGACUUGGAAGUUUAGUCUCGAUACUCAGCUUAUCCUACGUGGUUCUUAUCAUGGGACGCAUUGCUAUAGGGGUUUCCAUUUCCCUCUCUUCCAUUGCCACUUGUGUUUACAUCGCUGAGAUCGCACCUCAGCACAGAAGAGGUCUUCUUGUGUCACUGAAUGAACUGAUGAUAGUCAUCGGCAUUCUGUUUGCCUAUAUUUCAAAUUAUGCAUUUGCCAACGUUACCCACGGUUGGAAGUAUAUGUUUGGUCUUGUUAUCCCUUUGGGAGUUUUGCAAGCGAUUGCAAUGUACUUUCUUCCUCCCAGCCCCCGGUUUCUGGUGAUGAAAGGAAAAGAGGAAGCUGCUAGCAAGGUUCUUGAAAGGUUAAGAUCCGUCUCUGAUACAACAGAGGAACUCACAAUGAUAAAAUCCUCUCUGAAAGAUGAAUAUCAGUAUAGUUUUUGGGACCUGUUUCGUUCCAAAGACAACAUGAGAACCAGAAUAAUGAUAGGCUUAACACUGGUUUUUUUUGUACAAGUCACUGGCCAGCCAAACAUAUUAUUCUAUGCAUCAACUGUUUUGAAGUCCGUUGGCUUUCAAAGCAAUGAGGCAGCCAGCCUAGCCUCCACUGGGGUUGGGGUGGUCAAGGUUGUGAGCACCAUCCCGGCCACCCUUCUUGUAGACCAUAUUGGCAGCAAAACCUUCCUGUGCGUCGGCUCCUCUGUGAUGGCAGCUUCAUUGCUGACCAUGGGCAUCGUGAAUCUCAAUAUCCACAUGAACUUCACCAACAUCUGCAGAAGCCACAGCCCAAUCAAUCAGUCCUUGGAUGAUCCUGUGUUUUAUGGCCAAGGAAACCUAUCAGCCAGCAACAACACUCUCAGGGAGUACCUUAAAGGGAUUACUUCCCACAGCAGGAACUCAUUCAUGCCCAUGAAAAAUGACAUGGGUAAAACAGGGAAGAUGACCUCUGCAUCGUUACUAAAUGCUGGACUAAGCCAGACUGAAUCCCAGACAGUCACAGACCCUGCAGACACCCCAGCUUUUUUGAAAUGGCUGUCCUUAGCCAGCUUGCUUGUCUAUGUUGCUGCUUUUUCAAUUGGCCUGGGACCAAUGCCGUGGUUGGUGCUCAGUGAGAUCUUCCCCGGUGGGAUUAGAGGACGAGCCAUGGCGUUAACUUCUAGCAUGAACUGGGGCAUCAACCUCCUCAUCUCUCUGACAUUUUUGACAGUAACUGAUCUCAUUGGCCUGCCGUGGGUGUGCUUUAUGUAUACAAUCAUGAGUCUAGCAUCCCUGGCUUUUGUUGUUGUGUUUAUCCCUCAGACGAAGGGACGCUCUCUGGAACAAAUAUCAGUGGAGCUAGCAAAAGCGAACUAUGUGAAAAACAACAUUUGUUUUAUGAAUCAUCACCAAGAAGAAUUAGUGCCAACACAGCUUCAAAAAGGAAAACUCCAAGAGCAGCUCUUAGGAGUGUAAAAAGCUGUGUGGCUGGACAUCCACAGCAGCCUUCCCCAGUCCUGGGAGCCUUGGAGUGCUGACACAGCUCAAGAACAUGCAGGAGGAGGUCUCGAUACUGGAAGCUAUGUGCCACUCGUGUUUCCUCUUCUGUGGCAUGGAGCUAGUUUUAGGGUCUUCCUGAAAUUAGAAACACAACCUUUAAUCCCCUCUUCACCAAAAGGUGGAUGAGGUACAAGAUUCUAAGUGAUCUCUUUCUUAUUCUGAGCACAAAAUCAGGUAAAAUAUAUACACAUAUAUUGGCUGGUUCAAUACUUUUUCACAGAGCAGCCUUGGUGAGAUGAGGUCUUGGUGAAAUGAUCAACCUUUGCCUUAAGCUAUGUAUGUACAGAAGCCAGUUGCAUAUUUAUUAUUAUUCAGACACAAUACGUGUGGACACGAGUUUAGUUUUUGCCUAAUAUAAGACACUCCUUGCACUGGGUCUUGUGUGACAAAAAACCAGGACACACAAUGUGGAAAAUUUAAUUGCACAUAUACUCUAGAUUAGGACAGGGUACUAGUGAGGGUCCUAGCGAUAAUAUAGUUACAGUUCAACGAGUACAGACUAUACAGCUUAUUUUAUGUCAUGAAGUAUGCAAAAUAAUCUA
Lepus europaeus (European hare) is the source of this 2622-nucleotide messenger RNA. It is a transcript of the gene SLC2A12, whose product is annotated as solute carrier family 2 member 12. The record is from RefSeq and is a predicted model, not a curated record. Gene Ontology annotation, cellular component: membrane. Gene Ontology annotation, molecular function: transmembrane transporter activity. NCBI's taxonomy places the organism in Eukaryota, Metazoa, Chordata, Mammalia, Lagomorpha, Leporidae. The transcript is spliced from 5 exons. Gene Ontology annotation, biological process: transmembrane transport. Bases 179 to 1996 code for a protein of 605 amino acids.